Molecule: messenger RNA, 4751 nt
Organism: Liolophura sinensis
Lineage: Eukaryota; Metazoa; Mollusca; Polyplacophora; Chitonida; Chitonidae
Product: probable ATP-dependent RNA helicase DHX34
Exons: 28
Coding region: 111-4115 (1334 amino acids)
Cellular component (GO): intracellular anatomical structure
Molecular function (GO): ATP binding; helicase activity; RNA binding
Source: RefSeq, a predicted model, not a curated record
CGUAAUGGAAUUGACAUCAGUCAAAGCCAAUCGGUGUGCUACCCUAACGUUGAUAAUAAAGACUUAGCAUGUGAAAAUGGUAUGUAGACAGGACAAUCCCAACCAUCGCAAUGGAAUCCAAAUCGGGGACACGCCACAAAGGCAAGCAUAGUGACAAACGAAGGAAACGAAGCAGACGACACAAUUCAUCACAUAGUGACAGCGAGUCGGAGGCCAGUUUCCGAAACCUCAAAUCUGACAGCAACAUUAUUCGCAGUCGAGGAAGAGAAGAGCGCAAAGAUGACAAAAUAGGUAGAGGGCUUUAUGAUGACAGAGAGAUUAGUUCAAAAUACGGAGUGAGGGGGACUUCGGAUCGUGACAGAGAGCCGUGUGAUACAGAUGAUGAUCAUGGCGGAGAAAUUAGAAAUCGACAUGGCGACUAUGAAAGAUUUGGCGAUCGCGACAGAGAAAGAAUUAGGGAUCAUAGCAGGGACGUAGAUAAGGAAAGAAGUCAUGGUCGGAAUAGAGAAAAAAACCAUAUUCACAAAAAGGAAAGAAAUCAAGAUCGCCACGAUGAAAGAAGUAGAAACACAAGAAGUCCAACUUCUGAGAGAAAAAUACGUCAAGAUCAUAGGAGAAAGGGUUUGGAAAGUAAUCAGGAAGAAACUUCAAAUGUGUGUCAUGACAGCUCAGACCAACACCAGGACAAAUACAACGCUGAUUGUGCUACAGAAUUUGAAUCAGAUUUUGACUUUGACUACACACAAUACAAACAUUCCCUGAACAAGAUCUUCUUCCGUGAUCAAGAUUAUAUUAAACGAGGAACUCCGGAUUAUGAUGACUUUUGGUUGUUUGCAGCACGUUUUCAGGCAUUCCAGAAAAAGAAAGCACAGAGACAAAUGGGGACUGGGAAAAUGGGAGACCGUGGAAGUGUGAGUAGCCUGGGGAUUCCCCUGGUUUAUGAUAACAGACAUCGCAUUAACCUGACCCUGGUGACCAAACAUGCCGAUGAUUUCAUUCGUCACGGCAGGCUCAUAGAUGCUGAUGUGGAGAAGGAAAUUACUGUCAACAGAGUGAAACAGUUCAAGAAUAUGUUGUUAUGUUACAUUGAUUUUAAACAGAAAGAAAAGUUGAGUAAACUCAUGAAGAUACGUAAAGAUCAGAAGACUUUACCCAUCUACCAGUACAAAGAAAUGAUUGUCAAGAUGGUGAAAGAAAACCAGGUGGUGGUUGUGGCUGGGGAUACAGGCUGUGGGAAGUCUACUCAGGUGCCUCAGUACUUACUAGAGGGUGGCUUUACAAAGAUUGCUUGUACACAGCCCCGGAGGAUUGCCUGCAUAUCCUUAUCUAAACGAGUUGGCUUUGAGACGCUAAACGAGUACGGGACGCAGGUGGCUUAUCAGGUUCGAUUUGAGAAAACCAAGAGCAGGUUCACAAGAAUUCUUUUCCUGACUGAAGGUCUGUUGCUACGCCAGAUGUCUACAGAUGCAGAACUCUCACAGUACAGUGUUAUUGUAAUAGAUGAGGUUCAUGAACGCCACAUUAAUACUGAUUUUUUGCUGGGAGUUUUGAAAUGUCUUCUGCGUCAGAGAAAAGACUUGAAGCUGGUUUUAAUGUCAGCCACAAUCAACAUCAACCUGUUUAGUGGCUAUUUUGAUGAGGCACCUGUUGUCAAGGUGCCCGGCCGUUUAUAUCCAAUACAGUUGGAAUACUGCCCAAUCACAAGAGACGAGUUAGGAGGAAAGAACCAGCGACUUGACCCUUCACCUUACCUCAAGAUUCUGCAGAGAAUUGACCAUAAGUAUCCGUCCAGCGAGAGAGGGGACUUGCUGAUUUUCCUGAGUGGAAUGUCUGAAAUCAUGGCCGUUGUGGAUGCCGCUAGGAUGUAUGCGCAGAAAACCAAACGCUGGAUUGUGCUGCCUCUGCACAGUGCACUCUCAAUUGCUGAGCAGGACAAGGUAUUUGACAUUGCCCCAGAAGGUGUUAGAAAGUGUAUCGUGUCUACAAAUAUAGCUGAGACAUCAGUGACAAUAGAUGGGGUGAGAUUCAUCAUAGAUUCAGGCAAGGUGAAAGAAAUGAGUUUUGAUCCAAAGUACAAGAUGCAAAGGUUACAGGAGUUUUGGAUCAGUCGUGCCAGCGCUGAGCAGCGAAAAGGAAGAGCAGGUAGGACAGGCCCUGGGGUCUGCUUUAGACUGUAUGGAGAGGCUGACUACAAUGAGUUUCAAGAGUACUCCACCCCAGAGAUACAGAGGGUGCCCAUAGACUCUCUCCUGCUACAGCUUAUUGCCAUGGGGCUGCCAGACUCCAGGAGAUUCCCGUUUUUGGAAGCCCCAGCUAUGUCAAGCAUAGAAAACUCCAUCUCUAUCUUGAAAGAACAGGGUGCCCUGACAGAAGAUGAGACACUCACCCCCAUUGGUCAGAUGUUAUCAAGGUUGCCAGUGGAUGUUGUCAUUGGCAAGAUGUUAAUAAUGGGAUCAAUAUUCCAUAUGAUAGACCCUGUGUUGUCAAUAGCAGCCGCCAUGAGUGUUCAGUCACCGUUUACCAGCAGUAGAGGCCACAUAGACCACGAUGCUGCUGCAUCUCGCAAAUCCCUGGAGUCAGAGCAUGGGGACCCGUUCACCCUGCUAAAUGCAUUUGACGAGUGGAUACAGGUGAAGGCUGAGGGGCGUGGCACCAAGAAAUGGUGUAGGAGACGGGCGCUGGAGGAACAGCGCUUCUACGAGAUGACCAAACUCAAGACACAGUUCAAGGAACUAUUGCAGGACCAUGGGUUACUAGAGAAGCUUGCUGAGACUCAGAGGUACCACAGCAGUGAGGAGAGACGAAAACAACAUGGUGACAGAAAGAGGCUUGGGCAACUUAAAAAGGAGCAGAGGAAAUCGUCCAAGAGGCGGAAAGUCCUGAAACUAGAAGAUGAUGAUUUCACAAUUAGUGGAGGAGAAGAGGAAGAAGAUGAGACAGACGCCCUGAAAGACCUCGAGUUCAGGCUGUCACAUGAUUUGAACAAACUUCAGGAAACCUCAAACAGAAGCCGUCAUUUCACUCGGCGAGAUAUUAAUUUACUUAAGAUAAUAUUGAGCUCUGGCCUCUACCCUCAAGUCGCCAUCGCUGAUGAUUGCAACUCCUUCAAAUCAGACUCAGAGCAGGCCUUCCACACAAAGAGUAAACCGUUUGUUCUGCUGCACCCAACCAGUGUAUUUGCUUGCCAGCCUGACUUGUUAAAACCCCAGAUAGAUGUGGACAGUGAGAAGGGACAGAGUGGCUCCAGCAAACUGGAGGCCAAAAUGAGCACCAAACAUGAACUUCUCACCUUUGUGUCUCUGCUGGAAACAAACAAGCCGUACUUGGUAAAUAUCAUGAGAGUACCUGCCCUACAGACUCUGCUUCUCUUCUCCAAUGCACUGGAUACUAACACCGAGUGCUCCAGGGUUGUGUGUGAUGGCUGGCUGGAGAUUCGCUUCAAGAAUGAUGAGUCUAUACAAGAGGUCUUGUCCAGCGUGGUGAGACUGCGUCAGACCUGGCACAACUUGCUUCAGCUGAGACUUGAAGACACGUUCUUAAAUUUUGAGGGAGAGAGAGAAAUAAACCCCAAGGCCAGAAAGUUGGAGAGAAUUUUGGCUGAAAAGUUGACAGAUUUUCUCAGCAGUAAAGUGUCCUAUACUGUCAGGAGGGUGCUGGCUGCGGAGAAGGAACGCCUGUAUAGAGGCCCAGGUGAUACAGGUGUGCCUGACAGUAGUGACCUACUUAAACUAGCCGUUGAUAACACUGCUAGACCUCACCCUGUGAAAGGAGGGACACAAGUCAACCAUUACCUCACACUAGGCUGUUUACUGGAUGAUGUUUCUGCAUCAGUUUGGGGAGAAUACACAUCACACAUGCAGAAACAUUGGACUUGUCCUUCAUGCAACACCAGCAUGAUUGUGUCAGUGGUAGAGAGACUACAACAUGAGGUGGAGUGUCAGACAACGUUUGGGGGAGUUACACUAGAAGAUACAGAAAAAGAGGCUGAGAGGGAGAGAGCUAAGCAGAUGAAUCCGCUGAAGAAGUCCUACUUCUGCCCAGACUGUGAUAAAGAAUACGACUUCACAACAACGGAAAUUCUUAAACAUAAGAAAUCUCAUUUGACCAGUAAAUAAGUGAAGAGCUGAGGACAUACGGGUUAAUUGUGUUUUUUGGGUUGCUUCAGCUGUAUAUCAACAUGCUUAUCAACACACCUGUACAGUUCUAUGGAGCUACAUGUAUUUGUACUGUACAACCCAGAAAGCGUGAUUUGCAGGUGUCAGCACUAUUUUACAUGUGCUGUGUUAAGGAGUGCCAUAUACCUAUAAUUAUCACUUUACAUUAAGUUAAAAUUCCUCUUGAGCCGACUUUCUGCAGCCAAGCGACAUCUGACCAGUAAGGUCACAGUAUGGCUCUGCAAUUCAGAUGCAGCUUUAAGUGUGGAGGUUUGUCAGGCACUAAUUAGGGUAGUGCAUGGUGGUUUGCUGCCGCCAUCCAUAAAAGUAAUUACCUGAAUAAUAUGAGUGAAGAAUUCUGAAAUAUAUUGUUAAGCAUAAAAAUCGGAUUACUCCGUUGAACAUUGUAAGUCAUGUACAUAGAUAAUUGAACGAAUAAAUCAGAAGGAAUAUUAGUGAAGGAAGUGUGUGAAAUGAUUCCAAUUAGCUGCUGUAGAACUAAGAUAUGUACAUGUUUGAAAACUGUUCAAGUGAAAAGUCUGAUAACACAGUCUAGCUAACUAGUUUGAAGACAAUUUACUGGAAUGUGCUUUUGUC